CUCAGAUGCUCAGUUGCGGAUAUCCAAUACACACACAAUGCUAUCUCUGAAAGCCCGCACACUCUUUGCCCCUCCAUUUUCCCUCGCUUUCCCGCAUCCCAAACACCUCUCCAUCGUCAAACCCUCGUUUUCCUUCAAACUCGCCGCCAAGAUGUCGUCGUCGUCGUCGUCCCAAUCCGUUGUCGAACACGUGGUCCUCUUCAAGGUCAAGGAGAACACAGAGCCGUCCAAGGUCAACGCGAUGGUCAGCAAUCUCAACGGCCUGAUCUCGCUCGACCAGGUCCUCCAUAUCACCGCAGGCCCUGUCCACCGCACCGCAUCCUCCCCCAUCGCCUUCACCCACGCGCUCCACAGCCGCUACAAAACCAAGGACGACCUCGCCGGCUACUCGGCGCACCCUCGCCAUGUCAGCGUCGUCAAGGAAUCGGUCCUCCCCAUCGUUGACGACAUCAUGGCCGUUGAUUGGAUCGGCAACGGUGACGAUCAAGAUCUCCUCGUGGCCCCACCGCCGGGUUCCGCGGUGAAACUCACCUUCUUGAAGCUCAAGGAGGGCCUGGGCGAGGAGGUAAAAUCUGAGAUUCUCGGGGUUAUUAAGGGUUUAAAGGGAAAAUUCUCGCAGAUCGAUCAGAUUACCUGCGGGGAAAACUUCUCGCCGGCGAGGGCCAAGGGGUACUCGCUGGCUUCGCUCGCGGUUUUCCCUGGAGUGAGCGAAAUGGAGGCCGUGGAUUCCAACGAGCAAUUGGUGAACUCGCAGAAGGAGAAGGUUAGGGAUUACUUGGACAGUGUGGUUGUCAUUGACUAUGUGAUCCCGCCGCCACAAUCCGCGAGUCUUUAGAAUUUGGUAUUUAUGUUUCCCCGAAAAUUUUAAUUUGAUUAAUAAAAGCUUUACCCUUUUAUUUACGAA
Molecule: messenger RNA, 904 nt
Organism: Corylus avellana
Lineage: Eukaryota; Viridiplantae; Streptophyta; Magnoliopsida; Fagales; Betulaceae
Product: Stress responsive alpha-beta barrel domain protein
Source: RefSeq, a predicted model, not a curated record